Messenger RNA from Plasmodium relictum, 570 nucleotides. Its product is annotated as conserved Plasmodium protein, unknown function. NCBI's taxonomy places the organism in Eukaryota, Apicomplexa, Aconoidasida, Haemosporida, Plasmodiidae. Gene Ontology annotation, molecular function: ubiquinone binding. The coding region runs from base 1 to 570 and encodes 189 amino acids. The record is from RefSeq and is a predicted model, not a curated record. Gene Ontology annotation, biological process: cellular respiration; ubiquinone biosynthetic process. The transcript is spliced from 5 exons.
AUGAGAAUUAAUAUAUUAAACAAAGAAUUAUCUUAUACUUCAAUAAUUCGCUUAAAAAAUGGAUAUAGAAAAUUUUCCUUAUUUCAAAAUAAACUUCUAAAUCUGAAAACAAAUGAUAUAAUUUACAGAAAUAAUAUUGAUAUAGUAUCAAAAAAUGAUUUUUUUUUUUAUACCAUUUUAAAUGUGGAUAGAUAUAAAUAUUUUUUACCAUAUGAUAGCAAAAUAACAGAGAAAAAUAAAGAGUAUUUUAAAGCUAUUUUAGAAAUUGAGAAUAUUUUAUUUAAAGAAAAAUAUACUUCAUUGAUACAUUUUAAAUAUCCAUCAACUAUCACAGUUUCUAGUGAAGAUACUAAUGUUUUUCACCAUUUAAUAACAGAAUGGAAAAUAAAAGAAAAAAAAAAUUGUAUAAACAUUGAUUUUUAUAUAAAUUUUAGAUUAAAAAAUAAAAUAUAUCAAAAUUUUAUGAAUUUAUACAUUAAAGAACUUGGGAAAAAAAUAUUGUAUUCUUUUAUCAAAGAAUCAAAAGAAAAUGGAUUAAAAAAUAUAGAUGUUUUAAAAUAUAUAAAAUAA